Alternaria alternata is the source of this 1062-nucleotide messenger RNA. RefSeq lists its product as hypothetical. The coding region runs from base 1 to 1062 and encodes 353 amino acids. NCBI's taxonomy places the organism in Eukaryota, Fungi, Ascomycota, Dothideomycetes, Pleosporales, Pleosporaceae. The record is from RefSeq and is a predicted model, not a curated record. The transcript is spliced from 2 exons.
AUGGCUUCAGUCGACCAAUGUGAGCGCGCGAUAAAUCUCUACACCGAGCUGAGGGGCUCCGGCAAGUAUCCGCCCUGGAAAGAAGUGGACAUUGCCGAAAUGCUCGCACAGGGUGUGGACGACCAACACAUCAAAACCGAAUGGGCUCAUGUGGUGAAGGUAUACCACGACUUGAGGGGCGAUGUGGGAUCGAUCCUGUGGCGAAUUACCAGCGGGGGGCGCUUUGUCAAUCCCAACGUCAGUGUACAAACUGUUGAAGAGUGGAUAGCGAACGGAUUGUCCGAAGACAUGAUCAACCUAGGGUACAUUCGGUCUGUACCUGAGCCGGAUAUGUAUACUGCAGAAGCGUUCUUGAACGACUUGGAAUGGGAAACCAGAUCCAGCAUGCCUGAGCCCUUUACGCCAGAAGACAUCUUGUUCUACAUGAAGACUGGAUGGACAGGCGAGCAGAUCGCUACCGAAUAUGUGGCUCUUCAGCAAACUAAGUAUCUGUCCGACCAAGCAGUACAUCUACGACAAGGCGUUAACGAAGAGUUAGAGGACUCAUGGAUCGAGCUACAUUACGGUCUUCUGUACGCUACUACCCAUUUGCCUUCCGAGCCUGUCGUCUUACGGAACAUGCAUCGUUCCCAAGACCAAUACAACACGUACUUUGCAUCCGCACCGGCUGUCGAUCCAUUAUUAUUCAACGCUAAGACCGCAAGAUUGAUGACGGCCACAGUGGUGAAAUUGGACAAGAGGCUGAACCAACGCAUCAAGCAAGGCGGUCAUCCGAAGGCUCUGAACACGAUGUUUACGUCGGAUGACCUGACAGCCUAUCGAAAAAUCCGUGCGAACACCGAAAGCGGUACGGAUGACCUAGAUGUGGAGAAUGAUAGCCAAAUUUGGCAGUUCCUUAUGGAUCUGGCGGCAAGAUUGCAUCCUCAUCUGGCUGAACCGCAAGAACAAGCAUCGUUGACGGUACAGCCUACCAACACCGCGAAGAAAACAUCAAUGCAGUGCGCGCAGGCCAACACGAGGACGGAUCAGAUCGUACCGCGGAGACAGUUCAAGGUCAGGUGA